Messenger RNA from Closterium sp. Naga37s-1, 501 nucleotides. The record is from the annotation of a GenBank genome assembly. NCBI's taxonomy places the organism in Eukaryota, Viridiplantae, Streptophyta, Zygnematophyceae, Desmidiales, Closteriaceae.
AUGGGAGGCUUUAUGGGUGCCAUGAUCUCAAAUCUGGCAUUCGUUUUCCGGAACAUUUUUUCGAAGAAGGGAAUGAGCUCUGGCAAGAAGGUCGGAGGUCUCAACUACUACGCCUGCCUGUCAAUCAUGUCUCUCAUCAUCCUCAUUCCGUUCGCCAUCUGGCAAGAGGGCUUUCCGAUGUGGACUGCCGGGUGGCAGACUUCUAUCGCGGAGGUUGGGCCAAGAAUUGGGUGGUGGAUUGCGGCUCAGAGCGUUUUCUAUCACCUGUACAAUCAAGUGUCCUACAUGUCGCUGGAUCAGAUCUCACCGUUGACAUUCAGCAUUGGAAACACGAUGAAGCGUGUGUCGGUCAUUGUAGCGUCCAUCAUCAUCUUCAGAACUCCAGUCCGAUUGAUCAAUGGCGUUGGAGCGGCAAUUGCCAUUCUCGGAACGUUCCUGUACUCUCAGGCGAUUGAGGCCCAGAAGAAGGCAGCAAAGGCCAAGGCCGCACCUGCAUCUUAG